AUGGCCGCUGCUCGGUGCCCUUCCCUUGUUCUCAUGCUGCUACUGUCCUGCUGCGCCGCCGCCGCCGCGGAUGAGAAGCUGACCCACCUCCACUUCUACUUCCACGAGGUCGAGGCCGGCGCGCCCAACGCCACCAUCGUCAGCGUCGUAAGCCUCAACAAGAGCGCGCCGGCGUUCGGUGACGUGGAAGUCUUCGACAACGAGCUGCGUGAAGGCCCGGACCCGGCGUCGCGGCUCAUCGGCAGGGCGCAAGGCUUUGGGGUGAACGCGUCGCUGGACGGCUCCAGCAUAUUCACGGCCAUCGACUUUGUCUUCUCCGGCGACUACGGGGAGUACACUGGCAGCACGCUGACGACGCAGGGCCAGCUCGACCCGACGGGGGGACCCUCGGAGCGCAGCAUCGUGGGCGGCACCGGCAAGCUCCGGUUCGCGCGAGGGUACAUGAAGAGCAGGCUGCAGAGCUCCACCAACACCACCAGCGUCUUCGUCUUCGACAUGUACUUCACCCUGGCCCACUGA
Messenger RNA from Miscanthus lutarioriparius, 519 nucleotides. The record is from the annotation of a GenBank genome assembly. NCBI's taxonomy places the organism in Eukaryota, Viridiplantae, Streptophyta, Magnoliopsida, Poales, Poaceae.